Messenger RNA from Knipowitschia caucasica, 1311 nucleotides. NCBI's taxonomy places the organism in Eukaryota, Metazoa, Chordata, Actinopteri, Gobiiformes, Gobiidae. The record is from the annotation of a GenBank genome assembly.
AUGCUGCACAGAAUAGUGGACUUUAGCGUCAGAGACGUGCGGUUCCCGACGUCUGCGGAGCAGCAUGGAUCAGACGCGAUGCACACUGACCCGGAUUACUCUGCUGCAUAUGUCGUUAUAACCACAGACAGUAAAGUGCAGGGCUUUGGCCUCACUUUCACUUUGGGGAAAGGCACUGACAUCGUGGUUUGUGCUGUGAAAGCUCUGUCCGGCCUGGUCAUUGGAAAGUUCUUACAAGAUAUCGUAGGAGACUUUCGAGGAUUUUACCGCCUCCUGAGCAGUGACAGUCAAAUGAGAUGGUUGGGCCCAGAGAAGGGGGUCAUUCAUCUGGCCACAGCCGCGGUCCUGAAUGCAGUGUGGGAUCUGUGGGCCCGAACUGAAGGCAAGCCUCUUUGGAAGCUACUUGUUGACAUGGAUCCAAAGCAGAUCGUCUCAUGCAUCGACUUCAGAUACAUCACUGACGCGCUGACGGAGGAGGAGGCUUUGGACAUCUUGAUGAAAGCACAAGAGGACAAACAGCAUAGAGAGGAGCAGAUGCUGAAAAAGGGCUACCCCGCUUACACCACGUCCUGUGCCUGGCUUGGCUACACAGACGAACAACUUAAACAGCUGUGCACAGAUGCUUUCAAAAGUGGCUGGACCAAGUUUAAGGUCAAGGUCGGGGCAGAUAUAGAAGAUGAUAAACGCCGCUGUGGUCUCAUCAGACACAUGAUCGGACCACAAAACACACUGAUGAUAGAUGCCAACCAGAGAUGGGACGUGUCGGAGGCGAUCAGCUGGGUCUCAGAACUGUCAGAGUUCAGACCCUUGUGGAUCGAGGAGCCCACUUCUCCAGACGACAUUUUGGGACACGCUGCCAUCUCCAAAGCUUUGGGGACGCUGGGAAUUGGAGUAGCUUCAGGAGAGCAGUGUCAAAACAGAGUCAUGUUUAAGCAGUUCCUUCAGGCUGCGGCUCUACAGUUUGUUCAGAUCGACAGCUGCCGACUGGGAAGUGUGAAUGAAAACCUUGCUGUGAUACUGAUGGCACACAAGUUUAGAGUGCCAGUUUGUCCACACGCUGGAGGAGUGGGCCUGUGUGAACUUGUGCAACACUUAAUCUUAUUCGACUACAUAAGUGUGUCAGCCGACCUCCAUAACAGGAUGUGUGAAUACGUGGAUCAUCUACAUGAGCAUUUCACAUGCCCAGCUAUAAUUGAGAAAGCUCAUUACAUGCCCCCAAAGAAUCCUGGUUAUUCUUGCGAGAUGCUGGAGUCCUCAGUCGUGAAACACCAAUACCCAGAUGGAGAAGUUUGGAGAAAGAAAAUAGCAUAA